Botrytis deweyae is the source of this 2172-nucleotide messenger RNA. RefSeq lists its product as uncharacterized. The record is from RefSeq and is a predicted model, not a curated record. The transcript has 3 exons. Bases 1 to 2172 code for a protein of 723 amino acids. Lineage: Eukaryota; Fungi; Ascomycota; Leotiomycetes; Helotiales; Sclerotiniaceae.
AUGCCUCACCACCUCUCCUCUUUCUUCAAAUCCGUCGGCAGCGUAACCGAAAAUGCUUGGGAGAGCGCGACGAACAAUCUUUCUAAUAGUCCGAAACGAAAUCGCGAGCGUGGUUUGACUGUUCGUCAAAGUUUUCAACAAGCUCAGCAAGCUCAGCAGGCCCAACAAGCUCAGCAAGUUCAACAAAUUCAACCAAGACGCUUAUUCCCAGCUGUAAGACCAGCGCCUGUCCCUACUACUGCUACUGCUACUGCAGAUCAACCUAUUGGUCUUGGCUUAGGUCUUGGUAUGGAAGUGGGACUUGAAUCGGCUGAUCAUGAACAUGAACAAGUUGGUAUUCCAAGUGGUGUUGAAAAUCAAAAUCCAAACACAAGUUCCGACGCCAUGGUUGAUACAAUUCACACAACUCACACAAGCACAACCAACAAAAUAACUUCAAACACAACCUUCCCGCCACUCUCAACCUCAGCCCUCACAAAGACCUCUAGCAAAAACACUCAAAGAAGUGCGAAUAGCAAGGAGACAAGCACAAGCAAGAGUGGAAAUAGUUAUAAUCCGCUGGUCACUACAAGCUCGACAUACACGAAUCCGAGCGAGAAUUUGCCGCCGACGCCAAAUUUGAGGGCGGUAGAGGUAGGGAGAUUUGGGGAUGUUGUUGGUGGUGGUACUGCUGCGAUUGGUGGUGGAGAUGAUAGUGCAGGAGGAAGUGCAGGAGGAAGUGCAGGAGGAAGUGCAGGAGGAAGUGCAGGAGGAAGUGCAGGAGGAAGUGCAGGAGGAAGUGCAAGUCAUAGUCAGAGCGAGGAGAUUAGUCCGGUCGAUGGAAUGGGUAUGUUUGGUCCUGUUCCUAAUCCUAAUCCCGGUUCUGCAUUUAUUUCUAGUGGUAGUGCUGGUAGUGGUGCAGCUAGUGCGGGAGGAAAUGCUACGAUUGCGCAUGAGCGAAGCGAACGUCAUGGAAGUAUUAAUAUGCAGACUCCUAUUGUCACGGCCUCGGGAACUCGCGUUCAUAAUUAUCGAGGUGUGGAUCAUGGUGCUGUUAUGAUUCCUGGUUCGGCUUCGGCUUCGGCUUCGGGCUCGGGUAUCAAUACUCCAAGAUUGAUUGCUGCUGGAAUUGGUGCUUCUGGACUGGCUACUCAAGGAAGAGAACGCGCUUUUACGAUUCCGAGAAAACCUGUUCCAAUGACGAUUGUGGUUGGCAAUACAGGUCUUGAAGUUGUACCUUAUGGACGUCCGAUCGAGGACAUCGAAACUGGCGCUUGCAUUGUCAAUAGACAAGAAUGCAUGGACUGGAAAAAUCAAUUUGAGGGAACAGGACGAGGACGAGGACAAGAUGGAGAUGAGAAAGAUGGUGAAGGUGAAGGUGAAGAUGGAGAGGGAGAGGAAGUUGGUGAGAGUGAGGAGGAGAGAAAGGAAAGAUUGGAGAAGGAGAGAAAGGAGAGAGAGAAGCGAGAUCUCCUCCACGAAAACCCCCUGCUCUCCCAUCCGGUCAAGCCUACCACAAUUGCCACCGGUACCCCACCCACCGUCUCUCCAACCUAUAUCGCCUCUACUUCUCUCAGCUCCAAACGUCGGGGUUUUCGUCGCUCAUGGACCGCUCCUAUCAAUGGCUUUAACUUCACCAGCCUCGGUGGAAUCGGCGUCAUGGGAUUCGGAAAUUCAAACCAAGAUCCAAAUAUGCAUGGAGGACUUGGCGAUACGGGAAUGGGAACGGGGAUGGGAAUCAACCAGAGAGGUACUGCCAGAGAUAGAUAUUCUGGAAAUAGUAGUGAAGCAAUGGGAAUGGGUUCUAGACGGGGAAGUUUUCUGCGCAGAGCAAGUGUGAGUUUCAAGGGGAUGGGAUUGGGGAUGCAGGGAUUUUUGAGGGGUACGAGUGGAGGUGGUGGUGCGCUUGCUGGAGCUGGAGCAGGUACUGCUGCUGCGGAGAGAAUGGGUAUGAGUAUGGAUCAUACGCGUGAAGGUGGAGCAGCUGCAGGAAGCGGAAGACCGGUCACCAUGCAAUCGGAGUAUAGAGGUGUAGGUGGAUAUGUGGGGGAUGACGCUAUGGCUCUUGCGCGGGAGAGAGUUGCGGAGGCUGAAAAUCAACGACGAAGAAGUCAUCGCCAAUCAAUGGUCCUGCCAAAAUUCGAAUGGGAGGAAGAGUUUGCUACUGCGGAGGAGGAUGAGGGUGAUGCUUGA